Contarinia nasturtii (swede midge) is the source of this 2853-nucleotide messenger RNA. RefSeq names its product multidrug resistance protein homolog 65-like. Gene Ontology annotation, cellular component: membrane. Gene Ontology annotation, biological process: transmembrane transport. The transcript is spliced from 10 exons. Gene Ontology annotation, molecular function: ATP binding; ATP hydrolysis activity; ABC-type transporter activity. The record is from RefSeq and is a predicted model, not a curated record. The coding region runs from base 40 to 2706 and encodes 888 amino acids. Lineage: Eukaryota; Metazoa; Arthropoda; Insecta; Diptera; Cecidomyiidae.
AUCUUUGCCGUGAUUGACCAUGCAUCGAAAAUUGAUUCAAUGGAUGUUAGCGGAAAAGUGAUAGACUCGGCGCAGGUCAGAGGGAAUAUUGAAUUCAAAGACAUUUCCUUCAGCUACCCAUCUCGUUCAGAUGUUCAGAUUUUAAACGGACUAAAUUUGAAAAUCGUAGCUGGCCAAACAGUUGCGCUUGUUGGAAACUCGGGUAAUGGUAAGUCCACUUGCUUGCAUUUGCUGUCUCGUUUCUACGAUCCAGACAAAGGUGCUGUGCUCAUCGAUGAGUGUGACAUUCGGGCAUUGAACAUCCACUCAUUACGUUCAACCAUCGCAAUUGUCAGUCAAGAACCGGUGCUUUUUUCCACGACGAUCGGUGAAAAUAUUCGCUAUGGCAAUCCAAGUGCAACAGACCAGCAAGUAAUUGACGCAGCGCAAAUGUCGGGUGCACACGAUUUUAUCGCUCGUUUGCCACAAGGCUACAACACAAUGGUUGGUGAAAGUGGUUCACAAUUUUCGGGCGGACAACGACAGAGAAUAGCGAUUGCCCGUGCGCUCGUUCAAAAUCCAAAAAUAUUGCUAUUGGAUGAGGCUACUAGUGCACUUGACUACCAUUCGGAGAAACAUGUGCAAGAAACAUUGGACAGAGCGAGUGAGGGCCGAACUACAAUUGUUGUCUCGCAUCGAAUGUCGGCGAUUAAGAAUGCUGAUCGCAUUGUAUUCAUUGACAAGGGACAGGUUGUCGAAGACGGAACGCACACCGAUCUGAUUGAAAUGAAAGGACGCUACUACGAAAUGGUAAAAUCAACACACAAUGAACUUGAAGCAUCGAAUGAUGUUGAUAAAGACAAAGAGGAAGUUUUUAGAAAAACAUCUGAAGUUAAAUAUCACAUUGGACAUCAUGCAUUCUCGUCUGAGGUGAUCGAAGAAGAACAAGACGAGGAAAAGGAUUCAGUACAAUAUUGGAAGAGUUUCAAGCGAAUUUUGGGACUUCUAAAACCAGAUUGGGUCAUUUUAUCCAUAGCUAUUAUUUCUUCAACGGUACUAGGAUUAUCACUACCAUUUUUCUCAAUCGUUUACUCAGAAUUUUAUGGUACAUUAUCUAUUCCAAAUCGAGAUGAAGCGCUGCAGAAGACUUUACAGAUCAGUUUGACAUUCUUUGGCAUUGGUUGUCUCAUGUUUACAAUGGCAGUCUCUCAAACUCUGUUAUUGGCCAAAGCAGGAGCCAGACUAACGCAGCGUGUUCGAUUGAUGACCUUUGCCGCUAUGCUUCGCCAAGAGCCGGGUUGGUUUGAUGAAGAAAAUCAUUCAGUUGGGGUUCUCGGUUCAUUCUUAAGUGGAGAUGCCGCAAAUGUGCAAACUGCUGUUGGUUUUCCAUUAAGCGUAAUUCUUCAGUCGGCUUCAACGGUUGUGUUUGGAAUAAUCAUUGCUUUCUCUACUUCUGUCAAACUGUCGAUUCUCUGUAUGAUUCCAUUCUUUCUUAUGCUGAUUGUUGUUCUAUUGGAAUCGAAGAAUAUAUCAAGUUUAGAAUUGGUAGAGAAAGAUGCAAUUGCAGUUGGAAUGAAAAUAGCCACCGAAGCCAUCACAAACAUUAGAACCGUUGCCAGUUUAAGACAAGAGAAAUCGACCAUUCUGCGGUUUACUUUUGAAAUGGAAAAUGUUCAGAAAAUUGCACGAAAGAAAAUCAUGUGGCGUGGAUUAUUGAAUGCAAUUACACAGUCUAUUCCAGGUCUAGCAUAUGGUUUUGCUCUCGCUUAUGGUGGUUACUUGGUGUCUGUAAAGGAAAUACAUUACAAAAAUGUUAUAAGAGUGGCUGAAGCAUUACUUUACGGUAUGAUUAUUAUGAGUCAAACAUUAGUGUUUGCUCCCACAAUUACAUCAGCCUUCACAGCAGCGCAUCGUCUAUUCAAAAUAAUCGAUCGUAGACCAUUGAUCGAACCGCCGCAUAUUUCGAAUAAAAGUAGAAAAGCAGACAAAUGCAAUGACAUCAAGUUCGAGCGCAUUGAUUUCGGAUAUCCAACGCGGCCAGAUGUUCAAAUUCUGAACGGGUUCAACCUUAGCAUUGUAGAAGGAAAGACAGUGGCCUUAGUUGGGCCAUCAGGUUGCGGCAAGUCAACGUGCAUCCAACUAUUACAGAGACUGUACGAUCCCGAACAGGGACGCAUUCACAUCGGACUCGACGAAAUAUCUAGCGACAUUACGUUGAAAGAUUUACGAUCGAAACUGAGUAUCGUGUCUCAGGAGCCAACUCUAUUUGACAGAACGAUCGCUGAAAAUAUAGCGUACGGAGACAAUCAUCGGAAAGUUACGAUGGACGAAAUUAUUGAUGCUGCCCAAAUUGCGAACGCGCACAACUUUAUCACACAGUUGCCUCAGGGAUAUGACACAAAUGUUGGUAGCAGAGCAACCCAAUUGAGUGGGGGACAAAAGCAAAGAAUCGCUAUUGCUCGGGCACUCAUUCGAAAUCCGAAGAUUUUGCUACUCGAUGAAGCCACGAGUGCAUUGGAUCUGCACAGUGAGAAGGUUGUUCAAAUUGCAUUAGAUUCUGCCCGAUCAGGACGAACGUGCAUAACCAUUGCUCAUCGCUUGAGCACCAUUCAGAAUGCAGACAUCAUUUGUGUCGUUCAAAACGGAAGAAUCGUUGAGUCGGGCUCGCACGCUGAAUUACUUGCGUUAAAUGGAAAAUACACUCGUUUGUACAAUGCUCAAAAGUGAUUUAAAAGCUGUGCUACUUAUAACAUACGAAUAAAGUGUGCAUAAUAUAGAAUUGAUAGCUAAACGAACUCUUUAGUAAUUUUGAUUGAAAUUUGAAGUUCGUUGUUUGAUUACUCAGUAUUGUAGUUAAUAUGCAUAUUUUAUAUG